Messenger RNA from Scylla paramamosain (green mud crab), 2024 nucleotides. Its product is annotated as serine/threonine-protein kinase SBK1-like. Gene Ontology annotation, biological process: peptidyl-serine phosphorylation; peptidyl-threonine phosphorylation. Bases 295 to 1539 code for a protein of 414 amino acids. Gene Ontology annotation, molecular function: ATP binding; protein serine/threonine kinase activity. NCBI's taxonomy places the organism in Eukaryota, Metazoa, Arthropoda, Malacostraca, Decapoda, Portunidae. The record is from RefSeq and is a predicted model, not a curated record. The transcript is spliced from 2 exons.
GCCGAGGCAGGAGGCACACAGUCUUCAGAGCUCCUGGCGGCAGCGUGAGCGAGGCAGCCCCAGUGAACCCCGAGUGAUCAGACACAAGCAAGGAAGGUGAUCAGAAGGAAAGCACCAGUGAACCAGACACAGGCAAGCAGACACAGCACGAACUGCAGCAAGACAGAGGCGGUGAAGAGUGACCAGUGCAUUGAUCAGUGUGUGGCCAGUGUUGCCAGUGACCCGCCGCCCUCCAGUGCUGCGAGGCAGUGACCACUUGUUCUUCUCGCCGUCCCUGUGACUCGUGACUCAAGCAUGUCUUCAGCAGCGAGGCGCAGCCACAGCGUGGCGGUGCGCGGCGAGGGCCUGCGAGUGGCCGCCGUGCGUCGCAGCAGCAGCGCGCGCAGCACGGCCAGUUGCUGCCUGAGGAGGAAGGGCAGCACGCGCAGCACCUCCAGCAGGACCAGCACCAGCAGCGCCACCAACUCCUGCGGCUACUGCCUGUCCCGCAGCGGCGCCGCCGUCACGCGCAAGACGUCCUCCGCCAGCAGCACGGGCGCAGCACAGCAGCAGCAGCAGCGGCGCCGCUCAUCGGGCGGCGGGGCGGCGGAGUGCCGGCGCCGCGUGGGGCAGCACCCCCACCUGGCCCCGGAGGAGGGCCAGGGGUGGCAGGGCGCCGCGCGACACCUGGGGGAGUUGAUCGGGCGCCGCGGCAUGGGUGAGGUAGCGGCCAAGCAGGUAGCGCGGCAGGUGAGCGCCGCGCUGCAGCACGUGCAUGAGCGGGGCGUGGUGCACCGAGACGCCCUCCCCGACAAUAUCCUGGUGGAGGGGCGCCGCCCCCUCAUGCUGCGCCUGGCCGGCCUCACUCUGGCCGCAGAGGAGGGCGCGCUGGUGCGCCGCGGGGACUGCCCCGAGGCGUGGCUGCCCCCCGAGGUGCUGGCGUUGCUGCCCGCUGAGGGCUACGCCGCGCACCCCGCACAGGACGCGUGGCAGCUGGGCCUGCUGCUGGUGGUGUGCCUCACGGGGGCGCUGCCCUGGGCCGCCGCGGACACCACCGACCCGCACUACGCCGCCUGGGCCGCCUGGGCGCGCCGCGCCUCCACCAGGAUGCCGUCGCGCUUCAAGUCCUUCUCACCACGCUUCCUGCGCCUGCUGCGCCGCCUGCUGCAGCCGCGCCCCGAGCUGCGCGCCGGCGUGCGCGAGGUGGACAAGUACCUGCAGGACGCGUGGAUGGGCGGUGAGGAGACCAAGGGCGCCGCCUCGGGCAGGCUGCGGCGUCGCGUGAGUGGCCUGCUAGCCCGCGCCGGGGCCUCACUCACCCGCCUGCUGGGCCCCGCCCCCCUGAGCCCCACACCCCAGCCAAAGUGUGCUUCACCGACACCCUCACGCCCGCCCCCCGCCCCGACCUGUUGCCCGCCCCCUGAGGCGCCCCACCCACCCCCGGGAGCCACGCCCCGGGGUGAUGACCGCCCCGGAGGACGCCCUGCCUGCUCGCAGGGAUCCGCCCCACACCUCAGGCCCGCGCCGCGCGCUGGCCUGACAGGGCGCGGCCGCGGCUAGGCGGCGUCGUGACCCUCGAAGAUGUUGUCGGCGUUGUGGCGGCGACCCGCGUGAGGCGCCGCCGCCACCACCACUAUUACUUCACCACCACCACCACCACCACCACCACCAUCAAGGUGUUGCCUGGCAUCGCCUUGCCUCCUCCCCCCACACUGCCCCUGCAGUCCCACACAUGACAAAAACUGACUAGUCAAAUGAACAAGGACGGAGGAGGGGACGACACACACACACACACACACACACACACACACACACACACACACACACACACACACACACACACACACACACAUCACCUUCAACACACCUGCCCCUAUAAAGUGUAAGCCCCAGACACACACACACACACACACACACACACACACACACACACACACACACACACACACACACACGUUGCAGAGUUCGGUGUUUGUUGCCCCGCGUGUUGUCAAUGACGCGGCCUUCCUUCUGGCGUGCAAAUAAGAAUAAAGACAGAAUUAGGA